CCUUUUCCCGGUACUCCCCUCCCAGUCUGGGAUGCUGUCUGUCGGUCCCCGGGUUGUAUCUUUAAUAAGAUAAGAGAGCUGAGGCCGGAGAGGCGGAGUACCCCAAGGACGCACAGCUGGUGAAGACUCGAGGAGGGACUCGGGCCCGGGGCCCCUGAUCUUCUCCCCUGCUCAUCCCCUCUCUGCGCCCGAUCCAGGCUGUCGGGUCGGCCCCGCCGCUCGGCCUCAGUGGUCCCACCCCUACACAGCCUCUCUCCCGGGCAUUCUGGAUCUCCCCUCCCCCGGCUCCCGGUUUCCUUGUCAAAACUUCCUGCCUUGGCGAGGGCCCGAGUUCCCACCCCCUUCCUGCCCCCCGCCCCUCCGCGCCCCUCCCCGCCCAGCGAUCCACAACUUUCGGCCACCCUGCCGCUCUCGCAGUCGGCCUGGGGCUCCACGCAGGGACCCCCGCCCUGUCCUCCUCCAGGCCCACCCCGGCGGUCCCCACGCCAGGCGGACGGCGAGAUAGGGUCGCGAGGCAGGCUCCAUAUCAUGAGCAACGGGAUCCCCCAGGACACUCUCUGGGCUCCUCAGGCCCCGGGCCCCAAGGGCCCUGUCGCCCUGCCCCAGCUCACCUGAGUUUCUGAGGCCCCAGGAUGCCAUAGAGGCCUGAGACUUGGUCCUCCAGGUUUGUGGCUGCAGUGCCCCUCACCUGCUCCACACCUGGCCCUGUCACAGGCCUCAGCAAUGUCACCACCUCUGCGGGCCCUCUUUCUCCUGGCCCUGGGCCUGGGGCUGGCUGGAACCCUCAACCCCAAGGACCCCAACACCUGCAGCUUCUGGGAAAGCUUCACCACCACAACCAAGGAGUCGCACUCCCGCCCCUUCAGCCUGCUCCCCUCGGAGCCCUGUGACCGGCCCUGGGAGACCCCGCACACCUGCCCCCGGCCCACGGUUGUCUACCGGACCGUGUACCGCCAGGUGGUGAAGACAGAGCACCGAAUGCGCUUGCAGUGCUGCCGGGGCUUCUAUGAGAGCAGUGGAGUCUGUGUCCCGCUUUGUGCUCAGGAGUGUGUUCAUGGCCGCUGCAUGGCACCCAAUCAGUGCCAAUGUGUGCAAGACUGGCGGGGCGACGACUGCUCCAGUGCUUGUGCUCCAGGAGUUUGGGGGCCACAGUGUGACAAGCCCUGCAACUGCGGCAACAGCAGCUCCUGUGACCCCAAGAGUGGGGCAUGUUCCUGUCCCUCUGGGCUGCAGCCUCCACACUGCUUUUGGCCCUGCUCCCCUGGCAGCUAUGGCCCUGCCUGUCAGUUCAGCUGCCAGUGCCAUGGGGCACCUUGUGACCCCCAGACCGGAGCCUGCCUCUGCCCCCCAGAGAGAACUGGGCCCAGCUGCGAGGUGUCCUGUUCACAGGACAAUGUUGGCUUCUCCUGCCCCAGCACCCCUCCCUGCCAAAACGGGGGUGUCUUCCAGGCCUCUCGGGGCUCCUGCAGCUGCCCACCUGGCUGGAUGGGCACCAUCUGUUCCCUGCCCUGCCCCGAGGGCUCCUAUGGACCCAACUGCUCCCAGGAAUGUCGCUGUCACAACGGAGGCCUCUGCGACCGGUUCACUGGGCAGUGUCGCUGCGCUCCGGGAUACACAGGGGAACGGUGCCGUGAGGAGUGCCCCGUGGGCCGCUUCGGGCAGGACUGUGCUGAGACUUGCGACUGCGCCACGGGCGCCCGCUGCUUCCCGGCCAACGGCGCGUGUCUGUGCGAACACGGCUUCACUGGGGACCGCUGCGCCGAACGUCUCUGCCCCGACGGCCUCUAUGGCCUCAGCUGCCAGAUGCCCUGCACCUGCGACCCGGAACACAGUCUCAACUGCCACCCGAUGAGCGGGGAGUGCUCUUGCCUGCCGGGCUGGGCGGGCCUCCACUGCAACGAGAGCUGCCCGCAGGACACGCACGGGCCCGGCUGCCAGGAGCACUGCCUCUGCCUGCACGGCGGCGUCUGCCAGCCCGACAGCGGCCUCUGCCGGUGCGCGCCCGGCUACACGGGCCCGCAUUGCGCUAGCCUGUGUCCCCCUGACACCUAUGGAGUCAACUGCUCCGCACGCUGCUCCUGCGAAAAUGCCAUCGCCUGCUCGCCCAUCGACGGCGCCUGCGUCUGCAAGGAAGGUUGGCAGCAUGGUAACUGCUCCGUGCCCUGCCCACCUGGUACCUGGGGCUUCGGUUGCAAUGCUAGCUGCCAGUGUGCCCACGAGGCAGCCUGCAGCCCCCAAACUGGAGCCUGUACCUGUACCCCUGGGUGGCACGGGACCCACUGCCAGCUCCCUUGCCUGAAGGGGCAUUUUGGUGAAGGCUGUGCCAGUCGCUGUGACUGUGACCAUUCUGAUGGCUGCGACCCUGUUCACGGACACUGCCAGUGCCAGGCUGGCUGGACAGGUACCCGCUGCCAGCUGCCCUGCCCUGAGGGCUUCUGGGGAGCCAACUGUAGCAACAUCUGCACCUGCAAGAAUGGGGGCACCUGCAUCCCUGAGAAUGGCAAUUGUGUGUGUGCACCUGGAUUCCGAGGCCCCUCCUGCCAGAGAUCCUGUCAGCCCGGCCGCUACGGCAAACGCUGUGUGCCCUGCAAGUGUGCUAACCACUCCUCCUGCCACCCUUCGAAUGGGACCUGCUACUGCAUGGCUGGCUGGACAGGCCCUGACUGCUCCCAACCGUGCCCUCUAGGACACUGGGGGGCCAACUGUGCCCAGCUCUGCCAGUGUCGCCAUGGCGGGACCUGCCACCCCCAGCAUGGGAGUUGUUUCUGCCCCCCAGGCCGGACUGGACAUCUCUGCUUGGAAGGCUGCUCUCCAGGGGUGUUCGGUGACAAUUGUUCCCAACCAUGCCAGUGUGGUCCCGGAGAGAGGUGCCACCCAGAGACUGGGGCCUGUGUGUGUCCCCCAGGGCACAGUGGUGCCCCCUGCAGGAUUGGAAGCCAGGAGCCAUUCACGAUGAUGCCUACCUCUCCAGUGGCCUAUAACUCACUCGGGGCAGUGAUUGGCAUUGCAGUGCUGGGAUCCCUGGUGGUGGCCCUGGUGGCGCUGUUCAUUGGCUACCGCCAUUGGCAAAAAGGCAAGGAGCACCAGCACCUGGCAGUGGCCUACAGCAGCGGGCGACUGGACGGCUCUGAGUAUGUCAUGCCAGAUGUCCCUCCGAGCUACAGUCACUACUACUCCAACCCCAGCUACCACACCCUGUCACAGUGCUCACCUAACCCCCCGCCCCCUAACAAGGUCAGUGUUGGGGGCGGGGAUGCACUGUGGGUGCCCUGUGGGCACAGCCCGGUUCUCCGGGCUCCAGCCGUGCACGUUCCUCUCCCUGCCCCACCCCUCCCCUGCCAGGUUCCAGGCAGUCAGCUCUUUGCCAGCCUCCAGGCCCCUGAGCGGCCAGGUGGAGCCCAUGGGCAUGAUAACCACGCCACACUGCCUGCUGACUGGAAGCAUCGCCGGGAACCCCCUCCAGGGCCUCUGGACAGGGGUAGCAGCCGCCUGGACCGAAGCUACAGCUGUAGCUACAGCAACAGGAAUGGCCUAGGCCCCUUCUACAGUAAAGGGCCCAUCUCUGAAGAGGGGCUGAGGGCCAGCGUGGCUUCCCUGAGCAGUGAGAACCCCUACGCCACCAUCCGGGACCUGCCCAGCCUGCUAGGGAGUCCCCGGGAGAGCAGCUACAUGGAGAUGAAAGGCCCUCCCUCAGGGUCUCCCCCCAGGCAGCCGCCUCAGCUCAGGGACAGCCAGAGGUGGCGGCGACACUGCCAGCCAGAGAGAGACAGUGGCACCUAUGAGCAGCCCAGCCCCCUGACCCAUGACCGAGACUCUGUGGGUUCCCAGCCCCCUCUGCCUCCGGGCCUGCCUCCUGGCCACUAUGACUCACCCAAGAACAGCCACAUCCCUGGACACUAUGACUUGCCUCCAGUACGGCAUCCCCCGUCACCCCCACUUCGGCGCCAGGACCGUUGAGGGGCCAAGAUGGUGUGCAGAGGUCAGCACACCGGUUCUUUGCUGCUCAAGGCUGAGGACAGAGCCCGUUGUACCCUGCCAGGAGCAGGGAGAGGACUGGCCGGCCGUGAACACGAACAUGUUUAAUAGAGGAAGUGAAUGGAGAGGAGACGGGAGCCUGGCUCCCAGGUUCUACCAUGGGAAACAGUGGUCAGCAGGAAACCUGUGUUCCUUUUCCCCAACCCAUUGCUCCCCAAGGCCCCCAGGGCCCUGUAUACAUAAACUGGUGGGUUGAAUGUUGCUGGAUAACUCUGAUUUCAGAUUGCUGUAAGAAGUGUAUAUUGGGUAACUUUUCUGUGCACUCCCGGGCUAGGCUCUGUGUGUGCGUGCAUGCGUGUUUUCAGAGGGGUACCAGGCACUGAUCCUGUCCUGGGGCACUCACUAUAUAGUGGAGAGGCAGCCCAAACCCGGUUAACUCUAGAAAUAGCCUGACUGGCCUCCCUGCAUUCAUUUGGUACUCCUGCCAACCAACUGCUUCAAAAUACAAGCUGGUUAGGUUACCCCUGCCUGAAAGUCUCCAUGGGUGCCCCAUGGCCCUUGGGCUACAGUCAAAAUUGUCCAAAGCCUGAAAGGCUUUGCUGGCCUGCCUGCCUAUCUCUUCAGCCUCACUCUGAACUGUGUUCCCUGUCACUUUGCUCCAGUCACACUGGCCUCUACGUCCUCCUAUCAGCCACACAUCUUCCUACUACAGGGACUUGGCACAUCUGGAAUGCUCUUCCUCCCCCACUCACCUGUUAACUCCUGCUUGUCCUUCACACGCCGUGUUCUCUUUCACAGCACUGAUUACUGAUGUGUUCAUGCACCAGUUACCUGCAGAAGGCCUACAGGGUGCCAGGCACCUCUGUAAUGUGUUGCUUUUUAGUGUGAUUAUUUGAUUAAUCUCUGCCUCCUCCACCAGACUCUCAGUUCCCUGAAAGCAGGAAUCCUGUGUUUAUGUUCAACAUUGGCUCCCCUUGGCACAUGGUAGACACUCAAUAAAUGUUCCCCC
Kogia breviceps (pygmy sperm whale) is the source of this 4984-nucleotide messenger RNA. Lineage: Eukaryota; Metazoa; Chordata; Mammalia; Artiodactyla; Physeteridae. The record is from RefSeq and is a predicted model, not a curated record.